Messenger RNA from Venturia canescens, 663 nucleotides. RefSeq names its product basic salivary proline-rich protein 3-like. Gene Ontology annotation, molecular function: nucleic acid binding; zinc ion binding. The transcript has a single exon. The record is from RefSeq and is a predicted model, not a curated record. The coding region runs from base 1 to 663 and encodes 220 amino acids. NCBI's taxonomy places the organism in Eukaryota, Metazoa, Arthropoda, Insecta, Hymenoptera, Ichneumonidae.
AUGGGGUCCUCGGCGACGAUCAAGGCGUUCCCCCCUACUCGAGACGCCUCCUCCCAGACUACCCACUCGGCAGUACGGGAAGCCGCCAGCCAAACCGAACCACCGACCGCUGGCGAUGCGAGCAGCCAGACCAACCCGCCGACGGCACGCGACGUGCGCAGCCAAACCUUACCCGUCGACGGGCCGCGAGAUACCUUGGAGCGCCAGCUGUCAACGCCACCAGAACCCGAGGGAGAAGGCACAGCCCCAGCUUCAGAGGCAGGUCGACAAAGAGAGCGACCCCGUGAACAACGCACCUACGGGAGGGGCACAUCCUCGGCGCAACCACCAGCCCCCACGAAACCGCACGGAGGAGAAUACCGGACGGCGAAUCGAUCCGCAGGACCCAGGGCCCCCAGAGGUAGGGGAGUGGCCCCGAACAACCCCGCUCCACCCGCUACCACGGCGACCACGAAAGCUCCAGAGGCCCCGCCGAAACCAUCCACUUCUCGAUAUGGCCGGUGCUUCAACUGUGGGAGCGCCUCUCACCGACGACAAACCUGCACCCAGCCGCCACGCCAGUUUUGUUUCCGAUGCGGGGAGCUGGAUGUCACAGUUCGGACCUGCCCGAAGCACGGUUCCGCUUACGAAAAGGAAGAACCCUGGAACUGGAACCGCCGAUAA